Acaulospora morrowiae is the source of this 2655-nucleotide messenger RNA. NCBI's taxonomy places the organism in Eukaryota, Fungi, Glomeromycota, Glomeromycetes, Diversisporales, Acaulosporaceae. The record is from the annotation of a GenBank genome assembly.
ACUCUUAAAUCUUUGGCACAUACUCCUUGCUCCUGGCUUUACUUUGUUCUAAAUUGCUCUCUCAUAGAGUCGCCAUAUCAAGCUGAAAAACAUCUUCAUUUUAAUGGCAUUUCUAACGGUUUAGAAGAGUAUCCGAAGCCAAGGUUCGAAAAGCGUAGAGCUUUGGAUUGGAUAUAUUUAAUGAAUUUUCAUUGUUAUCCAAUUAAGCCCAUACCUAAACGUUUUUUGGAUAAUGAGCAAGACUUGUUGAACAAUGAUACCCUCUUAUCGACUGGGUUAAAUAGACUAAGAGAUGACCGAUCGUCUUUAAAUGACACAAACAAAUCAGACAACACCACAGCAUUGGUCACAAACCAUUUAGAUCUUACUAGAUUCUCAACCGAGUCUUUACAUAGCUAUAGAUUUUUUGCAAGUGACGCUUCGAUGCUGGAAAAUAGACAGAACAUCCUUCGUCGUUCCAUAGAAUUCAUGAAGAGUAAGAUAAGAGGAUGCGUGCAAAACGCUUUAUUCUCUUCUGUGAUACCUACAAAAGACAUCGUGCUCCCUCAAGAGAUCGCCAGUGAUAAUGAUUCUAGUACACCUCGUAAAUUCAAACGAAUGUUAACCGAUAUUCCUAUUCCUUCAUUGUACACCGCUAUAAACCCUUCAUCAACUUUACAUUCACCAACACGAUUCACUCCACAAAAUCAAGCCAUCAUCACUACCGAUAGUCAAAGUAAUAUACUAAAUGUCAACGACAUCGCCUGCUUGAUAUUUGGAUAUUCACGAGUUGAAAUAUUAAGCAUUAGAGCAUUAGACCUGAUCGCUAGUCCUUUUAGAGAAAAACUAGCGAAGUCGCUUGCCGCAAGGCCUCAAGAUGAUCAUGGAAGUUGUGAAGCUGUACUUGCAUGCGGUAAAGUUGGCACAGUGAUGAAGUCAUCGGGCGAUGUAAAGGCUUUGUAUGGCUAUUUACCCGAAGAUAUUGUUGGAAUGUGUAUUACCGCUCUAAUCCCUACUUUGGAAACUGUUCGAUCCAACGAAAUAGAUGAUAUGAUGACAGGUCCAAAUCCUCGGUUGGAUAUUGACCAAAUAAACAAAACGAAGUAUUAUGGUAGUCGUUCAAAAUAUGGUGCCAACUUUCCAAUAAUUGGAAAAAUUUCGGUAACUUCGGUACCUGAGGAGACUCCUGAUGAACGUGAUUCGUCCAUUAUAUACGGACUUAAAAUUAUAUCAAUACCCACCAUCGCUGGUGUCAUAACAGCACAUGCAACUGGUAUAAUUCAGUCGUGUAAUUCCGACUUUGUGAAAUAUCUCUUUGGUGUUGGUGCGCAAGAGUUGAACGGAAAGCGUCGUAUCGAGUCGUUACUGCCUCAAUUUCCUCGACUCAUCGAAAUUCUUGCUUCCGAACGAGAUCUCGAUGAAGGAAUAGUGAUUACAGAGAAUGCCUUUCGUCGUGCAGUAGCUACGUUGAUUUCUCACACUAAAAAUCUGCCUGCUUCAAAAGAACCUUCAUCUACCGUCUUGGCAAUGCCCGUUCAAGGUCCCUCAGGUAUAAUUGCAGUACAUAGAGAUGGUACCGAGUUUGACGUAGAUAUUCAAAUGCGCGUACUUGAAUCGUCCGAUGAACCAUUGCAUGCAUUAUGGAUUACAUAUGAUCGUAAUUUUAAUUUUGCGAAGGAACGGCCUGUCGAAGAUGUUGCAAUAACUUCAAUACCUUCUAGUAAACCGGAUGAUGAGAAAGGGCAGGAUGAAGAUAAUGAAAAGUUUCCAAUAUCGAAAUUUAUAGCGGCUGGUGGCAGACCACCAUCAUUGGCAUACUCGUCAAAUGAUAGACGGAUAUCUGUACCCCCAUUGAUUUCGCCCGUUGCUGAGUCUUUUGAUCCGAAAUCGUAUUCGGCAAUAUCAUUGGCAAAGAGCAUUGAUGACUUCAUAAUACUGGAAUCUUUGGGUAAAGGUGCAUAUGGGGAAGUCAAAUUGGCAUAUAAUAAAAAUGAUCCAGAAAAGAAAAAAGUGGUACUUAAAUUUGUGACGAAAUCUCGGAUACUUGUGGACUGUUGGACUCGUGUCAAGGAUCUUGGGACAGUACCACUGGAGAUUCACAUCUUACAUACACUAAGAAGUAUUCCUCAUCCCAAUAUAGUGCAAAUGGAAAUGGGAUUACAUGGUGAGGGCAUGGACCUAUUCGACUAUAUUGAACUAAACGCAUCUAUGCACGAAUCAGAAAUAAAGUCCAUAUUCCGUCAAGUAUCACGUGCCAUACAACAUCUUCAUCAUAACAAAAUUGUGCACCGUGAUAUCAAAGACGAGAAUGUGAUACUUGACAAAGAUGGUAAUGUUCAAUUAAUCGAUUUUGGAUCGAGCGCAUAUCUGAAAUCUGGUAGAAAAUUUGACAUCUUUUGCGGCACGAUUGACUAUGCUGCGCCAGAGGUCUUAACGGGAAAAAGAUAUGACGGACCACCACAGGAUAUCUGGGCUUUGGGUAUUUUACUUUAUACCCUCAUAUACAAAGAGAAUCCUUUCUACAAUAUUGAUGAAAUAAUUGCCAGAGAUCUUAGAAUUCCAUAUAUAUUAUCUGACGGUUCGAUCGACCUUGUAAAGAAAAUGCUUGACCGGGACACCGACAAGCGUCCAUCAAUUGAUGAUGUCUUGAAUCAUCCAUGGCUUCGUGAAGAUUAA